Molecule: messenger RNA, 2449 nt
Organism: Nelumbo nucifera (sacred lotus)
Lineage: Eukaryota; Viridiplantae; Streptophyta; Magnoliopsida; Proteales; Nelumbonaceae
Molecular function (GO): protein binding
Source: RefSeq, a predicted model, not a curated record
AUUCGGGGUUUGAGUGGUAGAGUAGUGUGAAAGCGAGAGAAGUAUCUGGCCGACUGGCUCUGCGGAGCCAGCGAAGAAGUUGAAGGAUCAAAGCUUUCCCUUUAGUCAAAUCUGGUUGUUGUUUUUAGGGUUUGUUUUCUCUCAUUUCCCCCCUAUUUACCCUUCCAUAUCUAGGUUUAAAAUAAUCAUUCCCUUCCCCUUUUCUCCCUUACUCUCUUUCUUUCUUUCUCCAUUCUCUUCUCUGAGUUUCUCCCUUUGAUGGGAGUAAAAUGAGGAGGUUUUGAGAGAAAAUCGGUGGUUGAUGCAUCUGCAACCAUGUCGACUUCUCCGUCUUUGGCUGGUGUGGAGAAGAAAAAUUGGUGGGUUAGCAACAGAAAGAUUGCAGACAAAUAUGUGAAAGACGCUCGGGCCCUCCUCGCAACUCAGGAGCAAUCGGAGAUAGCUUCCGCCCUCAAUCUCCUGGAUGCUGCCCUUGUUCUCUCUCCGCGGCUGGAGUUGGCUCUCGAGCUCAAAGCUCGAUCCCUCCUCUACCUCCGCCGCUUCAAGGAGGUCGCUGAUAUGCUCCAGGAACACAUUCCCAGCUACAAAAUGGUCACCGAGGAAUCGGACCUCUCCUCCGAUAGUUGUUCCCAGCAGCUCUCAAGAGAACAAGUUAAGCUUCUCCCGUCCGAUAACUCCUCGUCGGAUUCUGGAGAGCGUGACCUUUCGUUCAAAUGCUUCUCUGUUUCGGACCUGAAAAAGAAGGUGAUGUCCAGUCUAUGCAAAAACUGCGAAAAGCAAGGGCAAUGGAGGUACUUGGUUCUGGGUCGAGCCUGCUGUCAUCUUGGGUUAAUGGAAGACGCCAUGGUUCUCCUUCAAACCGGAAAGCGCCUAGCCUCUGCGGCAUUCCGGCGGCAGAGCGUGAGCUGGUCUGACGAUAGCUUCAGCAUUUCUAACGUCGCAAGUUGCGGCAGCUGCAACGCUCCGGCCACACUGCCGCCAACCGAGUCCGAGAGUGUGACACAACUUGUUAGCCACAUCAAGCUCCUCCUCCGACGCCGCACAGCCGCUCUUGCAGCCCUUGAUGCUGGCCUGUACUCGGAGGCCAUCCGUCACUUCUCCAAGAUCCUUGACGGGCGCCGUGGCACCCCACAGGGCUUCCUUGCUGAGUGCUACAUGCACCGGGCGGCAGCCUAUCGAGCUGCGGGUCGAAUUGCUGAGGCCAUCGCCGAUUGCAAUCGCACUUUGGCACUUGAUCCCACUUGCAUUCCCGCCCUUACCACACGGGCCGCCCUAUUCGAGGCCAUCAGAUGCUUCCCCGAUUGCGUUCGUGACUUGGAACACUUGAAGAUCCUCUAUGACUCGAUCCUGCGAGACCGGAAGCUGCCGGGGCCUGCCUGGAAGAGGCAAAAUGUUCGGUACCGUGAUGUCCCCAGCAACCUCCGCGCACUCACUGUGAAGAUGCAGGAGUUGAAGCAGAGGAUUGCUUCAGGGGAGACGGGCAAUGUCGAUUACUAUGGAUUGAUUGGAUUGAGGAGGGGAUGCUCACGAUCUGAAUUGGAGAAGGCAUAUUUGCUGCUCACCUUGCGCCACAGGCCGGAUAGGGCGAUGAAUUUUGUGGAAAGGUGUGAGUUUGUAGAAGAUCGCGAUCUUGAUUCAGUUAAAGAUCAGGCGAGAAUGACAGCGCUUUUGCUGUAUCGGAUGCUGCAGAAGGGUUAUUCGAGCAUAAUGGCUACAAUCCUGGAGGAAGAGGCAGCAGAUAUGCAGAGGCAGAAGGCUGCGGCUGCACUACAAGCAGCAGUAGCAGCAGCUGCUGCACUUCAAGUUACAGCUCCGGAACCAAAAUUAGAAGGGAAAGUGAGCAAGACAAGUGUAGAGAUUGAAGAUAGGAAACAACAGAUAGCUUUGUCAGAUUACAAUAAAGGCAGCAGCUUGGAGCAGCUGCCGGUGCUGGACAAGAAGGGUGCAAAGACAGUAUCAGUUUACCAAGGGGUAUUCUGUCGGGAUCUAGCCAUAGUAGGGAAUUUGCUGUCUCAGGUCGGGUUUAACCGUCCAAUUCCGGUGAAGUAUGAGGCACUCAGCUGCUGAUGAUGGUGUUCGACAAAAAAAAAAUUGUAGGGGGCAUCGAAGGAGGAUGCAUGCAUGUCGUCGCCGGAAGAGUGGAGAUAAUUGAUCCUUUGAUCCAUCUGGUUCUGGUUCUGGUUCUUCAUUUGUUACUUGUACAAACGAAAGAGAGAAAAAGAUUAAGAAAACAAAAAUUCAGCCGGGAAAUUUUGUCGCCUUUACUCGUUAUAGUUGGCUGUUGCUGGCUGCUGCUGCUGCUUCUCCUGAAGGAUAAUGUUCUAAAAUUUUGCAUUUUGCUUUGUUUUUGAAUUCUUUUUCUGUAGAUGUACAGACAGUGUAGUACAGUACCCAACUACCCAUUUUCAACUUUUACAUGUUUGGAUCACAAGUCUACAACUUAUCUCAA